Molecule: messenger RNA, 1477 nt
Organism: Cyprinodon variegatus (sheepshead minnow)
Lineage: Eukaryota; Metazoa; Chordata; Actinopteri; Cyprinodontiformes; Cyprinodontidae
Gene: gale
Product: UDP-galactose-4-epimerase
Exons: 11
Coding region: 169-1227 (352 amino acids)
Biological process (GO): beta-D-galactose catabolic process via UDP-galactose, Leloir pathway
Cellular component (GO): cytosol
Molecular function (GO): UDP-glucose 4-epimerase activity
Source: RefSeq, a predicted model, not a curated record
GUUUACCAGGAAGUAAAGACUUUAUGUCUCAAAUAAAUCCUUUUUUCAAAUGAGCAGACUGAUAAACGCCUCAUUUUACGUCUCCGUUGACCAGAUUCACGAAAAUACUUUACCUGCAGCAACAUUUCGCCGCAUUUAUACUGAAACACUCAGUUGCAGGCCCUCAGGAUGCCGGAGAAGGUGCUGGUCACAGGUGGAGCUGGUUACAUAGGGAGUCACUGUGUGGUGGAACUGAUCGAAGCGGGAUACCAGCCGGUGGUGGUGGAUAACUACAGCAAUGCUGUCCGAGAUGGAGGAGAGGGGAAUGUGGCAGAGAGCAUCCGAAGGAUAGAGAAGAUCCUUAAAACCAGCAUUGAAUUUCAUGAGCUAGACCUUCUGGAUCGACCUGCACUGGAAGAGCUCUUCAAAAAGCACUCCUUCAGUGCUGUGAUGCACUUUGCUGGACUGAAAGCAGUCGGGGAGUCGGUGGAACAGCCGCUGCGUUACUACAGAGUCAACCUCACGGCUUCCAUGAACCUGCUCGAGGUGAUGCAGGCUCACAACGUGAACAAUCUGGUCUUCAGCAGCUCUGCCACAGUCUAUGGUGACCCCCAGCACCUCCCCAUAGAUGAGCUGCACCCUGUUGGAACGUGCACCAAUCCCUACGGCAAGACCAAGUACUUCAUCGAAGAGAUGAUCAAAGAUCACUGUAAAGCUGAAAAGGGAUGGAAUGCUGUGCUUCUGCGUUAUUUCAACCCCAUCGGAGCUCAUUCCUCAGGUGUGAUUGGAGAGGACCCCCAGGGCAUCCCCAACAACUUGAUGCCUUAUGUUGCUCAGGUAGCAGUUGGGAGGAGACCAUUUCUCAGUGUAUUUGGAAAUGACUACGAUACAGUCGAUGGGACCGGUGUUCGGGAUUAUAUCCAUGUUGUAGAUCUGGCAAAGGGACAUAUAGCAGCUUUGAAAAAGCUAAAGGAUAACUUUGGAUGCAAGGCAUACAAUCUUGGAACAGGAAGAGGCUACUCUGUUCUCCAGAUGGUUAAAGCAAUGGAGAAAGCUUCAGGAAAAGAGAUAAAUUACAAGAUUGCACCUCGUCGUGAAGGUGAUAUAGCGUCCUGCUAUGCUGACCCCAGCCUAGCUGAGAAAGAGCUUGGCUGGAAGGCUGCAUUUGACUUGGAAAGGAUGUGUGAGGAUCUGUGGCGCUGGCAAUCCAUGAAUCCCACCGGAUUUACCAAUGGCACAUCGUCUUGAUGCAACUGCAGCUACUUCUUUAGAAAUCACCUCAAAAACAGAUUUUUUUCUCUCUCUCUCUUUACAGAUUUUGCCUUUGAAUAAAGCUGCAACAUGUGUUCUUCUUUAUAAACUGUUUCAAGAGAUUUUGUACCAGAGGAAGCAUAAUUAUAUAUAAUUGCUCUGCUUAUAUUUCAGGUAUAAUAAGGGAAAUAUUCUUUAUAAGUGUACAUACUAAUGGGAGAAUAAACACAUUUUCCUACAGACUAAA